CACGAAGAUCCGGGUCAUAGGCAAACACAGUUUGAAGGAUGUCUUUACGAUAAGUGCCCAUCGUGUUUUAUAUUUGGUAAUGGAUGCAUAUUAUGAGUGGGGUUGCUUCGACGAAGAGGUGUCGUAUAAAUCCACUGAAGAGAUCCGUAAGGAGCCCAGUCCUCAGGUAAAACUGUCGAGGUUUCGUGUCGAUGAUCAGGACAGUGUCCGCUGCAGCAACUACUUUAUUUAACAGUCAGUGACAUCGGAACGUUAAAGAGCCGCAAUGACAUAUCCAAUUCUCUUGGUUUCCUUAUUGGUGGGAGUCUCCUCAGUAUAUGCCAAUCCUCAUCUGUACAAUCCCUAUUACAAUUUUUUCAGAUACAGUGAACCGUAUUACAACCUUAUAGGAAAUUAUGCAAAUCAAAUACCAAACUACACCCCAUAUAUACCCUUCUACAGUAAUCUUUUUGACCAGAGACUUCCCCAUCAGUUCUCCAACGUACUGCCGACAAUUAAUAUCCUUGCUGAAGCACCUUACUCAAUAGCCAACAAGUUUACGGUGGUUCCUAUGUUGGUGGUCUCGCAAGAAAACAUGCAAAUGGUCUCCAACGCAGAAAUAAUGAGCGUCUCCAAGACUAAACCAGUAAUGACCAUCAGAAAUGAAAACAACGAACUGAAACAGUGCACACCAGCAGUCAAGAUUGUACUUGACGUCCCAAUUAUCGUCUACAGUUUAAAAACCAGUGUUGUCUUUCCGUCCGAAAUUAAAAUUGUGCAUAAUGGUUACAACAUCCCGAUCAAGAUCGGAGCGGUCAUUGCACCUGUUAAACAGGACACCUUUGUAUCCAUAGACACACCCAUUAAAGUCAGUGAGGUCUACGGUAUUCCCACUGGACCAGUACAAUUAGAUUAUGUCAACAAUAAAGAUGCCAUUUUCGUUCCCGAAACAGAGGCAGUUGUGGUGGAGACUUCCGAGUUGGAAGAGCAACCACCUAAAAAUAUUACUAUCAUUGAAUUUCCGGAUAGAGUUGCAGAACCUGUAAUUGCAGUGGACGAAGAAGAUGAAGAAUUAGUGAACAGAAACCCACCUCAAGUUUUGGCUCCAGCAGGAAUUGUACAAUCUACCCAACCCCAUACUGUCGUUGAACCUUUCAUCAACUCGAAAGAGUCGUCAGUUUUAGUAGACUUAAGGGAAGAAUCGAAGAAACGAAGAAUAUUUAAGAAUUAAUAUGUACCACUUUAAUUUAAUUAAAUAAGUUUAAUAAU
Molecule: messenger RNA, 1248 nt
Organism: Aethina tumida (small hive beetle)
Lineage: Eukaryota; Metazoa; Arthropoda; Insecta; Coleoptera; Nitidulidae
Exons: 3
Coding region: 266-1210 (314 amino acids)
Source: RefSeq, a predicted model, not a curated record